AUGUCACGACCGAAUCAGAUAGUCACCCAGUUUCCGGCGCUGGACCACGAGCCACGUGGACAAGGACCACCACCAUCCUAUCGCAACUCGGCAGCCACUGAAGACUCAUGGAGCACCGUGUCUGGUAGUGGACCAAAUCAAGCAAUGUCAGGUCAACGAAGAAACAGUUGGAACAAUUUGGUGCAAGUCGGUGGAGAUCCCAUGGUACCGAAGCAAGCGCCGCCGCGUCCGGCUGCUCCAAUGUCCACGACAUUCUCUGUCAACUCCAGAGCAUCAUCUUUGAUGGGUCUUCAACAACCCGCAGUUUUUACAACACAAUUUUCGACCCAAGGACAACCUAUCCAGCAGCAGAAGGUGUUUUCCACGGAUCCACGAUUGGUUUCGAUUCCAAGACCAGCUGGAACUAUUCAUAGUACUGGAAGUAUGCCUCCAUCAAGAUCUGGGUCCGUUAUUACUGGCCCAAAUCCAUCACCACCAAGUAUGAAAAAGAAGGGAAAGGGAUCGAAGAAGAAUGAAAAUAAGAAUCAGCCAAAGAGGAAUCGAUUACAGGAGAUUAAGAACUUCUGCAAGAAACCAAACACAAUGGGAUGUUGUCUCUGUCUCCUGGUAGCUCUUAUCAUUGCCAUAGUCAUCAUUAUCAUCCUCUCCCAAGUGCUCCCAACUCCCAAAGAAGCCCAAUUCACAUGGAUAGCCCCAACUUCGCUGACCAAUGGACAGAACUCGUCUUCAAGGGUUGAUAUGAAGGCUGAAAAAGAACGAAUCCGCUUCCAAAUUGCCGGAUCACCACCGAUCAAAGGAAAUUAUAUCAAUUAUUAUGAUUUUAAUCAGAACCAAGUAGUGGUAAUUGAUCAAUCUCUAAAUGCAAAUGGUAGAAAUCUGUACUGCUUCUUGCUGCCACUGGAUAGAUCCUCAAUGCCAAACCCUGGUGAUGUUCGGAAAGCAGCGAAGAGCUCAGUGUUGAGACAUCAACAAACCGAUGGUUGGCAACAAGUUUGGUCAUGGAUUCCAUCUCCACUUCAACAGACUAAUUCGGCUCAAAACAUGUUUAACCCACCGAUCCCAGAGUGCAAUGGAUCUCGAAUUGUGCAGCUACAACAGACUUCAGAUCAGAGAAACCGCCGCUGCACGGACUGCUACGACUUCUGUCUGCCACAAUACGGAAUCAUGCGAAACGCCUCCGACAACAACGACGAGUACCUGAACAUCAAGCAACAAGACUGCUUCUAUCUAUUCGUCCCCGAAUGGAGAACCUACGCCCAAGCGAAUACCAUCGAACAGAAUCAGCAAGAUUUCGAAAACUACUACCGUAACCGACAACACAUGCAGGUCUCAUAUGGAAGUAACGGGCCAAAUGAUAGUAGAUGGAUUCCACUGAGCGGAGUGCCACGGCAGAUGAUGAAUGCGACUGGGGCGUUUGUAGGACAAGUUGGGAACGCUAUUGGAAGUUUAGGAUCAAAUAUGUAUGGAAUUGUGACGGGCCAGGGUCCUCAAAAUCCUCAUAACCCCCAGAACCCUCAAGGCAUUCAACAACAACAAAACUAUGGAGUACCUGUAAAUGGACAGGCUAAUCAACCAUACAGUGUCAACAAUCCACAGUAUCCAACCCAGAAUACAAAUCCAUCUGUGGUAGACAUGCAGCAGCAAAGAAUUCAGAAUCAACAACAGAUUAUGCAACAAUCCCGUCAGCCAUCCGGAUACCAUCCAGCUGUAAAUGGAGUUGUGAACUUGAAUGGAGUUAAUGGACAAAAUGGAAAUACUGAAUAUAACGUUCAACCAUAUCAAGGGAAUGGAAGUCCAGGACAGAAUAUUGGACCUGAGAUGAGAAGACAGGCGGUGAGUAGAUUUAGGUUGUUGAAACGUUUGAUUUCUCAGAAUUUUCAGCCUUACACAUUCAACUCCAACGUUAACAGUGGCUACACCAAUCAACAACCCUCCGUCUCAUCUGGUAGCACUAAUGCGAAUAGUAGACCUAUGAAUGGUUUUGGAGCCAAUCCGAGCUAUCAAACUUCUCAGUUUGGAUUUAAUAACAAUGACCCUAGAAAUCAAGUCGGCGGAUUAAAUGGGAAUGGCUUGGUAAAUAGUGUGAAUAGUCAACAUCAGAUCUCAGUCAGUGCUCAUACGAAUGCUCCAAGGAUUGGAUCAGUUCUCAACGAAUUCGGCAAUCCAGUGAGCAUUCAUCCUGCUCAACAAUCCGUAAAUUCUCAGCCGACUCAAGGAAUAAUGGGAAGCCAAGGCACUCAAUCUCAAGUAGUUCCACCGGGAUACGGUGGGCAAGUUACCAAUCCAAACUAUAUUUCUACAUCUGGAGGUGUCGCUCCAGAUGAUGGAAAUGUUUUCUCGCAGAGGCUACAGGCGCUGAUGGGUUCUCCAUCAGCCUAUCGUCCAGACGUCGAACCAGUCAACUACAACGUCCCCACUUACAGUCAACCAAACCGCCCGGACGCUCUUUCCAGACAAGGACGAAUUUUUAAGUAA
Caenorhabditis briggsae is the source of this 2475-nucleotide messenger RNA. RefSeq names its product Protein CBR-PQN-73 (gene Cbr-pqn-73). The record is from RefSeq and is a predicted model, not a curated record. NCBI's taxonomy places the organism in Eukaryota, Metazoa, Nematoda, Chromadorea, Rhabditida, Rhabditidae. The transcript has 13 exons. The coding region runs from base 1 to 2475 and encodes 824 amino acids.